Molecule: messenger RNA, 2047 nt
Organism: Capra hircus (goat)
Lineage: Eukaryota; Metazoa; Chordata; Mammalia; Artiodactyla; Bovidae
Gene: TINAG
Product: tubulointerstitial nephritis antigen
Exons: 11
Coding region: 108-1538 (476 amino acids)
Biological process (GO): proteolysis
Cellular component (GO): lysosome
Molecular function (GO): cysteine-type peptidase activity
Source: RefSeq, a predicted model, not a curated record
UUCAGGCUGAGUUGUCUUGAUGAUUAGAACUUAGGCUCCAAGGAGAAGCCCCAAGGCCAAGGGGAUCAAACUUAUCAACCAGUGGGAGCCUUGCUGACCUCUGGAGAAUGUGGGCCGGAUAUAAGAUCUUAAUCCUUGCUUAUCUCACCACAGAAAUUUGGAUGGAGAGGCAGUAUUUAUCACAACGAGAAGUGGACCCAGGAGCUGAGUUCGCUAGGAAUCACACCAUUUCGGAAGGUACUCGAUUCAAAAGAGCCAUUUUCGAAGGGCAGUACUGUCGAAGUUUUGGUUGCUGUGAAGACAGAGAUGAUGGCUGUGUAACUCAGUUCUAUGAGGCGGAUGCGCUGUGUUACUGUGAUAAAUUCUGUGAAAGGGAAAAUUCUGAUUGCUGUCCUGAUUACAAGUCAUUUUGCCGUGAAGAAAAGGGAUGGCCUCUUCGCACAAAGCCUUGGUCCCCAGAAGGUUGCCACAGAGAUGGUCAACAUUAUGAAGAAGGAUCAGUAAUUAAAGAAAACUGCAAUUCCUGCACAUGCUCAGGACAGCAGUGGAAAUGCUCCCAGCAUGCAUGCCUUGUUCAACCAGGAUUAAUUGAACAUGUCAAUAAAGGAGACUAUGGAUGGACAGCCCAGAACUAUAGCCAGUUCUGGGGAAUGACAUUAGAGGAAGGUUUCAAAUACCGCCUUGGCACCUUACCACCCAGCCCCCUGCUUCUAAGCAUGAACGAAGUGACCGCUUCUUUAGCUGAAACGACUGAUCUUCCAGAAUUCUUUAUUGCAUCUUACAAAUGGCCUGGAUGGACCCAUGGCCCUUUGGACCAAAAAAACUGUGCUGCAUCCUGGGCUUUUUCCACUGCAAGUGUGGCAGCUGACCGCAUAGCAAUUCAGUCCCAAGGUCGAUACACCGCCAACCUAUCCCCUCAGAAUUUGAUCUCUUGCUGUGCCAAGAAGCGCCAUGGAUGCAACAGCGGAAGUGUUGAUAGGGCUUGGUGGUACCUGAGAAAACGUGGACUGGUAUCCCAUGCGUGCUAUCCACUUUUCAAGGACCAAAAUGCUACCAACAAUGGCUGCGCCAUGGCAAGUAGGUCUGAUGGACGGGGAAAACGGCAUGCCACCACGCCAUGUCCCAACAGCAUUGAGAAAUCCAAUAGGAUCUACCAGUGUUCUCCUCCAUAUAGGGUCUCUUCCAAUGAAACUGAGAUCAUGAGAGAAAUCAUGCAAAAUGGACCAGUUCAAGCUAUAAUGCAAGUUCAUGAGGAUUUCUUCAAUUAUAAGACAGGGAUAUAUAGACACAUUACCAGCACAAAUGAAGACUCAGAAAAAUAUCGAAAGUUUCGGACACAUGCAGUCAAACUCACAGGAUGGGGCACACUAAGAGGAGCACAUGGGCAGAAAGAAAAAUUUUGGAUUGCUGCCAAUUCCUGGGGAAAGUCCUGGGGAGAGAAUGGCUAUUUUAGGAUUCUUCGAGGAGUAAAUGAGUCUGACAUUGAAAAGUUGAUUAUCGCAGCUUGGGGCCAGCUGACAAGUGCAGAUGAACCAUAGCGUAUCAUUAAAUUUCCAUCAGGCCAAGCGUUCAAGUCACCCUUUAAAUUGAAAUUGAGCCAUGUGAGCUUCUCUGUGACAGUGCAAUCUUUGCCUUGUCCCCUUGUCAUCACAACCUGCUUGUUUUCUUUCUCACCCCAGGCCCUCAGCUCCCAUUUCCUUUGUGUCACCGAGUAUGUAAAACCACUAACAGAGGACUGAAGAGGGACUAAAUGCCUUUUAAAUUCCCUAGUAGUCUUCAUUUCCCUCGCAUGACAAUGUUCUUUUUGACUUUGAUCACUUGCAAACAGUGUGAUGACAUUUGUUUUAAAAGUUCAUAGCAUUUGUUUGUGGAAAUGAUCCGGUCUCUCUCUUUGAACAAUGAGGAUGUCAGACAACAAAAAGCACUGAAAACACCGGUUUGCCAUCAUUUGCAAUUUUUUUCUACCCAACAAUGUUUUCUUAAUUCUGACAUUGCUUAUGAUUUGCUAAAAAGCAGUGGAAAUAUAUUGUUUCUCUCAGUAAUCUCA